ACCUAGAAGUGAGGUGGAAGACUCCGACUACAAUCUAUGACUGGGCAUGAUACUUAGCGGGACUGGCAUAUACGCGAUUGUGAUUUCUUCUGUAUGGCUAUCUUGUUGUUAGACAUUCGAAUGUUUCGAACUUCGUACUUUACGAGGCUUUAUGAACCUGUUUUAAUCGUUAAAUUUAUAUUGGAAUAAGUAAAAUAUGGACAACGUUAUUUACUAAUGUCGACCAGAGUGGGCAUGUGGGAGAGAAAAGAUUUCUGGUCGUCGGAAUCGGAGGUGGUCUCUUUGGCCGAUACACAGCAAACGUGGUACACUAGAACGUUUGUAAAUACAUUCUGGAUGGCAUUACUUUUAUGGAUUCUUAUAUCUACUGUCGGUGGAGAAGACAUUAUGCCCGGAAGAGAACACGUUGUUUCGGGAUUCGUUGGUGCCACCGCCCUUCUACCUUGUGAUGUAGAUCUUUUAUCCUGUGGACGCGUUUAUUUCAUUACGUGGACCAAGAAUGUGUCUCAUGAAUGGAAGAGGGAAUAUCUGUACAGCGAUGGAGUUAAAAGAGCAAUGGGAGACUUUGCCAGUCCAGACAGAGCAACAUUUCACUUGUCCAACACUUCGGCGCAUCUUCUUCUUGAUUCCCUCAGCGUCAGUGACGAAGGGACAUAUAAAUGUGACGUCACAUACGUGCAGGGAAAAUGUCCGUCUCUUUCUUUUAUAAAACUGCAUACUCUCGUUGUUCCCUCGGAACCAUUUUUAGAAUUGGAAGGAAGAGCGUUAAGAAACGGAUCAACAGUGGGACCAUACACAGAAGGAUCGACAUUCGCUCUCGAAUGUAAAUCCUCGGGUGGAAGGCCACCACCUCAGGUAACGUGGUGGAACGGAACUAAAACUCUACCUAUCAAAGUAACAGAAAUUCCUGAAAAACACGGGACUAGCACUGUCAUCUCGUUAGCUCGUUUUGUGCUCUCCCGAUGGGACUUAGGUGCAAGAUUAGAGUGUCAUGUUGAGAGUAACGCUACCACUAGACCUUUUAUUAAAGGGGUCAAGUUAGACAUACACGUACGUCCAGCCGCAAUGAAUGUCAGAGGACCACUUACACCUGUAGUGGCAGGUGAGAUGGUCUCACUCACAUGUACUGUAGAAGGUGCGAGACCUGCCGCAAACAUCACAUGGUACAAUAGAUCAGAGGUGAUUAAGCCCCAGCCGACUAUCACUAAGGACUUGAUGAGUGAUGGAACCUAUAGGACAACAAGCACCCUGGUGUUUGUGGCGUCCAGACACGAUCACCAUGGGGAAUAUUUUUGUAAAGGAACUAAUGAGGUGUUAGCGAAGAGACUCGAAGCUCCUCUACUUCAAGCAACAACUCUGGAAGUUCUCUAUCCACCUGCAGCCUUGGUGUCUCCUGGGGGUGUGGUUACAGUCCAAGAAGACGACACGACAAACAUCACAUGCGACUACGAUGCUAAUCCCAAGGACGUGACAGAAAUUGUUUGGUAUAAGGAUGGAAACAUUCUGAGAAGAAAUACGGAACAUCGUCCAAGUACCGUGUUGACAAUUUACAAUGUUUCUCGUCACGAAACUGGUACUUAUAGCUGUCAUGUAAGAAACGCCUUUGGACGAGGAAAUUCGACAAAUGCUUUGAUGUUGGAUGUUCUUUAUCCACAAAUUAUUGAUAUAAAGUUAUCGUCAAAAGUUGUAUCCGAAGCUGAAAAAACAAGAGUUGUGGUGGAAUGCAUUGCGCUGGAUGGCAACCCUCGAGAGUUUACUUCUGUUAAGUGGUAUCAAAAUAGCAAAUUAAUCAAUGAAACAUCUAAGCCCAUAUUCUUCUUAGAUGACAUAGUCAGAGAGAACACUGGCUUAUAUCAUUGCGAAGGACUGAAUUCUGUGGGAUGGAGCGAUCCUUCUCCUACUAAAGAAUUGGUUGUCCAAUAUCCUCCGGGUGUUGCAGUUAUCAAUCAAGUGGAAGAACUGGCAGUGAAGGGGACUCCUAUAACCUUAGAGUGCAGAGUGGAAGAUUUUGGUUACCCCACAGCAACCAUAUAUCGUUGGGGAAAAGAUGGAAAAUUGCUGAAUGCAUCGAGCCACGUACUCGUCACAGAACCAAUUCGUGUUGUAACUCAAGGAAUCUAUUCUUGUGCUGCAGUAAACGAUGUAGGCACGGGACUAUCCACUACGUUCCCUCUGAAGGCCGUAGCACCACCUGCGUUCGUUCAAAAACUGCCAGAUACCGGAGGGGUACCCAGAAAUGCCACUACUGUAACCCUUGCCUGCCGGGUGGAGUGUCAACCAAUUUGCCAAAUAGAAUGGCUGAGGAAUAACGAAAGUGUCAAAUCGUCAAAGUUUUUCCAUGAAAAAUUAAUCAAACACCCAGAGGAUCCGAAGAAAAAUAUCUUUACUUCCAUCACCAGUGUUUUGACGUGGAAUAUGAGCCAUCUUCCGGCCAGCAGUUUUGAUUACAACAGUUUUACUUGUAGAAGUACCUCGAAUAUAGCGGGACCACCGGUCAGCAGUACUUUGCUGUUCAGGGUAGAAUAUCCACCAGAGAAUAUCCAGAUAUCCGUCAUCCAGUUGCAGAUUAUGGAAGGAGAAGUGCCAGAUGAUUUAGUCUGUUCUGCUUCUGCACAUCCUCUGGGUGAUUACAUUUGGAAAAAUGGAGAUACUACUAUAUCGCAUGGGCCCAUUCUCUCUUUCAAUUCUUCUAUAUCUAGAGAUAUGGGUGGCAAUUAUACCUGCAUCGUUAGAAACCGUCACGGACUAGCGAAGGCAGAUGCUAUUUUAACCGUCCUUCAUCGACCCGAUUGUAUGCUGCACAAAGAUUUUGGAAACGAUGGUACUGUGCUGUUAACAUGUAUAGCUUAUGCUAGCCCACCGGUUCUCAAUUUUACUUGGUAUCGAAAUAAUGUAACGAUAUACGGGCAGACGGUAGAUAAAGUAGAGGUAGAGAGUUUAGUGAGAUAUUCUGCAGAAAGUUCAGAAGAAUCUGGAAGAUAUUCUUGUGUUGCUACCAACGAGAUAGGAGCAUCAGAACCGUGCUACUUAGACGUGUCUCCCAUUCCUUCACCUUCCGGCUGGGUGCAACUUCUCCUUCAAGAAGAGAACUUGCUAAUUGUGGCAGGCAUCGCUGGAGGUAUCGGUUUACUUCUUGUCGUCGUUCUUAUCAUUGUCGUAAUCAUCGUCAUAAAGAGAAGAGUUAGAGCCAGCGAUAAGGAGGACAUGGAAGAAAGACAAAAGGAACAAAAUUGGUUCAUGGUGACUUCACAGAAGUUCAUCCCGAAAAGUGGUCCAUCCAAGCUAAUGAAUAGUGAGUGUACAUACCCAACAGUGAUUGUCCAAGUAAACUGUCACACAGGGUAUAAUUUGAUUGUAAAAUCGCGCCCAGCUAAUCACUCUCGAAGAAACGAAACCAAAGACGAAAUAUCGAAUUGUAUUCGCGGAAAGUGUCAUUGACCUCGUUUCCUACCAAAUUGUAAACGAAAGAAAUGCCCUUUACAGAAAAAAAUUAUAUAUAUAAAUAUAUAUAUAUAUAAAAUCGCGACAGUUUCCUAUAAAAGUAGACUAGGAAGUGAACCAAUGCUAUUUAAAUGGAAGAUCGAAGGGAAAGCGUGAAAAUUGUUAUGAGACUGAAAUAUGAGAAGAUAACAUCGAUCAGUUCCGUUGUUUUUCACCUUCUCCAAGUAGAUGACGAACUCUUUUCGGUGGUCGUGUCCCGUGCUCGACUGGAGUUCAGGUGGAUGUCGCUUUGUGACAGAUCAAACAUUAUUGUACAUAAAUAGUGACAGGUUGUCAGUGGUUAGCUAACCUAUUGCCGCCCUGCUUCUCAAAGUGCGCUAUCUCUUUGCCCCUCCUCGGUGUUUGUGUAUCUACAGCUGUUCACUUUGGUAUCCAGCAUCGGCGCGAAAUGGUUGAAUACAUUUAGAACGAGUUAUAUUGAAGAUAUAUUGUGAGCUGAUCUGUUGAGUAAAAUAUAUAUAUAUUCUUCAGUUGCAAAAUUUUCAAAGGAGUAAAUAAACAGGCGUUU
Messenger RNA from Centruroides sculpturatus (bark scorpion), 4009 nucleotides. RefSeq names its product hemicentin-2-like. Bases 217 to 3438 code for a protein of 1073 amino acids. Gene Ontology annotation, molecular function: cell adhesion molecule binding. The transcript has 13 exons. Gene Ontology annotation, biological process: cell-cell adhesion. The record is from RefSeq and is a predicted model, not a curated record. Gene Ontology annotation, cellular component: cell-cell junction. NCBI's taxonomy places the organism in Eukaryota, Metazoa, Arthropoda, Arachnida, Scorpiones, Buthidae.